This is a messenger RNA of Podarcis lilfordi (Lilford's wall lizard), 32354 nucleotides long. Lineage: Eukaryota; Metazoa; Chordata; Lepidosauria; Squamata; Lacertidae. The record is from the annotation of a GenBank genome assembly.
GUUUUUUUCUGUAGAUGUGUGCUUUUUCGUUUUUGUUUAGUUUAGUUUUGUUUCCUUUCCCUUUUUCUUUUGUUUUGUUUUUUUUUUUGUAUGUUCGUGUUUUUUUUGUAUAGUAUUAUUUUGGAUUCAAUGUUUGUAAUUUUUGUUAUGAUUCUGCAUUGGGAAAAAAAGAAAAAGAAAAGAAAAACAAAUGGUUUGCAACACGUCUAUGCCUUCUGAGCUCAGCGCACAUUCUUGCAUCUUGUGGCCUCACUCAUACCAUUUCCCACCCCUCUGAACAUUCAUGCGUUUGUAGUGAUUAGAUGGAUAAAUUGGUCCCUCUCAACUCUACGAUUCUAUGUCCGAGUGCAGAUUCAAACCCUGCACUCCCAGGUCCAACACUGUCUAAAUCAUUACGCCACACUGGCUCCCACUUUGCCACUCAGCACCUCUCGGUCCACUUCGCAGGGAUGUUGUGCAAACAAGGGGGAGAAGGAGGGAGGAACAAGGUAAUCUGGGGUAAUUUUCGGGGAGACAAGUCAGAUGCAUAAUAAAACAAGCAUGCUGUAAUCUGCAUUUCGUGCACACUGGGCCCAACAAAAUUUGCAGCAUCAGCACCAACAUUAUUCCAGGGGUGCCAAUUAUCACCAUUAUCAUUAGUCUAUGCCAACUUCCAUUAUGAUCAUUGCUGUAUUCUGUAUCACCCAGGGGGUGCCCAACUUGCAUAAAAUAUUGGGGGCCUCAGGGAAGCCCCAUGGUGCGCACACACACACACACACACCCCAUUUGAAUGGGAAUUCCCCUCAAACGUCCCCCUCAAAUAUUUUAUUGGGGGGACACACACACACCAAAGGAUCCCCUUCGCCUGAGGAUCCCAGGGCCGCCUUUAAACACACACAAAAAGCACGCAACCACACAACCUCCCUUAGGGGCCCUCAAGUUUCUUUGCACACCCCCCCCCACUUUGAGCAAAGGGGAGCAGGCCCAAAAAGGAGAGGCGGGUAGGGGGAGGAAGAAGGAAGGACCCCCCCACACCCCGCUCCAAGCCCAGCGAGGCCUGGUGAGACCGGAGGCGACGGUGGCAGCCUGUGCCCGGUGAGGAGGAGGAGGGUGUGAGGGCGCCUCUCUGUCUCCCUCUCUCCCCUCAGAAAGGCACCCAUGGGCGCGAGGGAGCGCCUCCGCCAGGCAGGUAGGCCCAGCCGCCAGCCCGCUCUCUCCCAGCCACUCACUCGCUCGCUCGCUCGCUGGCUCCGCUUCCUCGCCUCAGCCGGGCCUUCUUGUCGUCGUCGCCGCCGCCGCCGCCGCCUCUUCCUGCCUGGCCGCCGCCGACCACAGCGAGGCGGAGCGGGGCGGGGAAGGGGGCGGGCGCACGCCGCCUCGCGCCCGCCUACUGACGGCCGGAGAGGCCGCGGCGCGCCUGCCGCCUCCGCCGCCGGGCCGGGCCGGCAUCUUCCUCAGGGAAGGAAGCCCGUCGGGGGCGCUGAGGCGGCGGGAGGGCCUCGCCCGCCUUCCUCCGUCGGACGGGAAAGGCUCCCUCAGAGAUCCGCGCGCGCAGGAGCGAUAUCCUAUAUACUCUCUUUUUUCUUUUCUUUUUUUAAAAAAAAUUAUUGGUUGUCACAACAUUAAAAACAAACAAACACAUAAAACAAACAAACAUAAAUCAUAAUCUUAUUAAAAAUUGCACUUAUUAACAUUAAGUGACUUCCUCACUUCCCCUUGGUUGAAUUUCAUGGCAUGUCCUUUUAACGGUUUUCCAAAUCACAGUUCUUAAAAUAAUUUCACUUAAACAUUAACAUCCUUAGAUCUUUACGUUAUGAAAUCAAACACAUUAAUUCAUCACUUAAAUAAAAUCCUAAACCAAUUAAGUAUCUAUUGUAGCCUUAUGAGGCUUUGCCCUCGGGUGGGAAAAAUAUUGCGCCUCAGAAAGGGAAAUGGGAGUCAACAGACACUCAAGGAAUAGUUUCGGAGAAAAGGCUUUUAUUUCUACCAUCCAUGAACUGGUAGAAGGAGCAAGUGUGAUAGUUCACAAAAAGCAUGCACGAGUUCACAAUCAUGUGCACAAGCAUAUACAGUGGUGCCCCGCAAGACGAAUGCCUCGCAAGACGGAAAACCCGCUAGACGAAAGGGUUUUCCGUUUUUGAGUUGCUUCGCAGGACGAAUUUCCCUAUGGGCUUGCUUCGCAAGACGAAAAUGUCUUGCGAGUCUUGAGAUUUUUUCGCUUCCCCCCUUUUCUAAGCCGCUAAGCCUUUAAUAGCCUUUUAGCAGCUAAGCCGCUAAGCCGAUAAGCCUUUAAUAGCCGCUAAACCGCUAAUAGCGCUAAUCCGCUAAUAGGGUUGCUUCACAAGACGAAAAAACCGCUAGACGAAGACACUCGCGGAACGGAUUAAUUUCGUCUUGCGAGGCACCACUGUAUACCCUUCCAGUUCCCUCCUCCUUUCUCCUCCCUCGGGAGUCCUGCCCCUGAGUUCCUCUGAGCAUGAACAGAAAGCUCCUGCUUUGGGACUAUUUUGGACUCUUGGCGCCCUUCCCAGGAAAGGGGUUUCAGAGUGUUCAGAUAUGUUUCAAUCUCUUGUUCUGGCAUGGAUCCCGGACAGAAAGCAAGUUGCAAUGUGGUUCUUUAGCAAGGCCAGAAGGCAUGAGAAAGGCCUGAGAAACAAUGGACUGUUCUCUACCUUUGUUACAGCAGAGCAGAAUGUUUCUGAUGCUUAGCUGCUGAGAAAAUGAUUUUGAAAAGCUUUGAGAAGCUUUGAGCCUGCUUUGGUGGGGGUGACUUCGGGCCUAGGUGAGGUCACCUGUCCUCACCUUCCUUCACUAUAUCGUAUAUUCUCUGCGCGCACGCGCGAGUUUUCGGGGGCUUUAGUUUUGUUUGUUUUUUAGUUUCUUAUUUAUGCUUUUCAAAUUUAUAAAUUUCAUUAGUUUGACAGUCAAUUUAACAUUUCCAAAUUUUGACUUCCUUCCCCCUCUUUCUGCGGUUCCUUAAAUUAUUAUUUUUUAAAAAAUAUCUUCUGCAUAUUCAAGUUGCUCUUUGAUUUAUCUCCUGCAAAUAUAUGCUCUUGUGAAACUGCAGGUUAUUAUUACAUUAAUGCUGCCAAUGUUUUUUAUCCGUUUACACUUUAUCUGUAAAUAUUCAAUAAAUCAUUUCCAUUCUUUCUUUUUUUUAAAAAAAAGUUUAUCUUGAUUUCUUAUUCUUCCGGUUAGUUUCGCCAUUUCUGCAUAUUCCACAAGUUUUUGUACCCAUUCUUGUUUUUCUGGGACUUUUCUGCUUUUUUCCACUUUGGGGCAAAUAACAUUCUUGCUGCUGUAGUAGCAGACAUAAAUUUCUCCACAAUUUAAGUAGUUCUGUCCCUAUAAUUCCCAACAGAAUUUAGCUCUUAAGUGCGACCCCCCCACCACCAAAAAAAAAAAAGCUGAACAAGAGUGCCUCGUGCUGCAACAUUUUGUUGCUGCUGCCAUGCGAUGUCCCUGCUCGCAAACUCCAGGUUGCAGAUUUUCUCCCUUUGAGGAGAAAAUCGGAUUUCUUGCUCAGUCUCUGGGCCACAAGCCUGGUGGGUCAGGAACGAGCCCCUCACUCCUGUUCCGGAUCCAGAUUUGGAACCGAUGUGUGACCCGCAAGUUGCAUGGACACCUUGGGGUGGCACCCGGCAGGACUGCAGUAGGUGCAGAAUGCUACAGCACAAUUGCUGACGAGAGUGAGGUCUGCACUGGUUGCAGGGCUUGAGUUCAAGGUUGGCGUAGCAAUAAUAAUAAGAAUAAAUUUUAUUAUUUAUACCCCGCCUGUCUGGCUGGGUUUCCCCAGCCACUCUAGGCAACUCCCAACAGAAUAUUAAAAAUACAAUCAAACAUUAAAAACUUCCCUAAACAGGGCUGCCUUCAGAUGUCUUCUAAAAGUCAGAUAGUUGUUUAUUUCCUUAACAUCUGGUGGGAGGGCGUUCCACGGGGUGGGUGCCACCACCAAGAAGGCCCUUUGCCUGGUUCCCUGUAACCUCACUUCUUGCAGGGAGGGAACCGUCAGAAGGCUUUCAGAGCUGGACCUGUGUCCGGGCUGAACGAUGGGGGUGGAGACACUCCUUCAGGUAUACUGGGCCAAGGCCGUUUAGGGCUUUAAAGGUCGGCACCAACACUUUGAAUUGUGCUUGGAAACGUACUGGGAGCCAAUGUAGGUCUUUUAGGACUCGUGUUAAACGGUCAUGGCGGCCACUCCCAGUCAUAGCAAGCCAUUAACGCCUCGGGAGCAGUUCAUCUGCAAGAUGGUCUUUACCCACAAGCGCCCACCCGGCUGUUUCGGAUCAGCAGUGCCACAUGAUGCCCAUUCUGUGUUGGUAAGAACUUGAUUGUUUAGUGUGCCCUUUGGAACUCCCCGCUUGUUGAGAUCAAGCAGGCGCCUCCAUGGCACUGCACGGUGCCUGCUAAAAGCAUUCCUCUUCAGACAAUCCUACCCAGGUGCUUAGAAAGCCAAGGUAGUUUAAAUCUGUUUUAGUAUUUUAAGUUUUAAAGUAGGGUUGUGAAUUUUCAUCAGUUUUAACUAUUCUUUCUUUCGUAAAAGCCAUGUUGAGGUUUUUUUACAAUCAAGCAGUGCGUGCAUGCGCAUAAAACGUUAUGGUUUUCCCUCCUUCUAUGGCCUUUGGAUAUAAUAUUGGGGAGAACAGAGGUUUGCUGUGGUUCUUCAUUGUCUCUUCCUGUAUGGCAGGUUUGUGGCACCUGUGGCCUUCCAGGUGUCCUCAUCAAAGUGCCAUACCAUGUUGUCUUCCCAUUUCCAUUUCAGGCAAAUAUCUGCUAAGUAAACAAACAAACCCCACAAGGAGAAGACAUCCAACAUCAUCAGGGGAGCCACAAGUUCCUUUUUCUUGCUGUGCGGCUUGUAGGAUCAUGCAGAGCUGCUGCUGUACUGUGAUGGCCUGGGAUUCAGACUCGGAGGCUGAACCUGAGGAAUGCCAGCCUGCACAGGAGUCCCCGCCUCCAAAACCAGCUGAGCCAGGGCUAGGGCAUGAGCCUGAAGGGUCCUCACCUGUGCUGGGUCCUCAGGUGUAGGCACCAGGUGAGUCUGCUGUGGCUCCAGAGGUGAUGGAGGACCCAUUGCCUGCAGGUGCUCCACUCUCAGCCCUGUCAGGGGAAGCUGAGGUUGCCUCUGGGUCCGGUAACCCUCCAGCCUCUCCUGAGCUGCAGAGGCUCAGGGCAGAGAGGCGGAGGGAACUAAGUUCUCUCAGGAGGAGUGCUCACCUCCAGGCCAGGAGAGGCAAGUCACCUGUGGACCGGGGCCGCCCUAUGCCUCGGGGCAGAUAAAAGCCAGCCAGCCCCAGUCCCAUGUUGCGGGAGCAACAUUGUUGGUAGCCUGUUCCUGCCUGCACCCUGUCCUGCUCCUCUGCCAGAGUUCCUGACCUCACCCGACUCCCUGCCUUGGAGCCCGCUUCAGCUUUGACGGACAGCCUCCUUGACCUCGGACUGUACACAGACUUCGCCGCAUGGUUAGCCCUCGGGACCAGCACACGUACUCUACAACAAUUUACAGUUUGAGUCCUAAGUCACAGCUUGGUCCUGUGCAAAGUUAGGCAGACCUAAAUCCCAUUGAAGUGAGUGGGCCUAACCUAACCCAAUCUGUUUGUUAAGGAAAUCUCUUCUCUCUCUUUGGCAAUCACUUGUAGCCGAGUAAGAUAAACACAGUUUUAACAAUGAGUCUGUAAGUAACUGUGGAGGCCAAUUUUGGAUCCACACUUCUGGAUCCACAUGUCCUUCCACAGUGGGAACAUAUGUUUCGGGGCAGAAGUUGAUCACGGUGUGGAUUUGCUAAGUGUGCCUUCCUCUUAGCACGUUUCCCCCUUGCGUCCUGAGUUCGAGCGUCUUCAAAUCCCAUGACACCUUUGGUAAAGGCUGUUCUCCAAUUGGAGCGCUCGCAGGCAAGUGUUUCCCAAUUGUUGGUGUUUAUACUACAUUUUUUCAGAUUUGCCCUGAGACAGUCUUUGAACCUCUUUUGUUGACUACCAACAUUACUCUUUCCAUUUUUAAGUUCAGAAUAGAGUAGUUGCUUUGGAAGACGAUAAUCAGGCAUCCGCACAACACGCUCAGAAACCUCAGAGACUUGUGCUUCCCAUGCAUAACGGCCUGGAUUCAGUCUUUGUCAUGCGUGCCAUGGAAACAAGGAAGGCCACUUUCAGACUGUCGCACCUCGACUGUGCGCUCUGCAUUUUGCUGGUAUGUGACUGAAUCCCACGGCUGUAAACUCUAUUGCAGUCAAAUUAAAUAAAUAAAUGCAACCACAGCAACAAUCCCCCAUGGAAAGGUCAUAGGAUUGGUGGAAUUAUUUCAUACGCUUGCCAUAAAUUUGGGGGUGUCUUUAUUGAAACAACAUAGAACAAACUCGCCUGUAAGAAGCAAGUAACUGCGUCAGGGAAUUGUGAGGCGAAAAUAAGCAAUCAUUAACCCAACGGAGAAGAUACUCUGACCUUAUAAUGGAGGCAAGUCCCAUUAUAAGUGAAAUACAAUCCCAGCAAUAUAUUACCGAGAGAGGCCAUGAAGAUGGCUUAGGUUAAGAAGAUUUGUAUGUCGUUUCUAAUUAAGGGCAGGAUUUUAAGAAGCUUUCCUGACCUUGAAACCACCAAAGCUAAAAUUGGAACUGUAAUCCCCACUUCAAAAGGUCCAAGAAGUUGCUCCAUUGUGCUAUAUGGGGAGACUCAUUUCGGUGCUGUAAGCUUGUGUGGGAAGCCAGUGAAUAGCCAGGGCUUAUGCAGUAUAAACGGCUAACGAAACAGGGCACUGAGAACAUAAAGGGCAAAACUGCAUCCUUGGGAAGCUGUCACAGGCAAUUUGGAGUCAUCAAAAAAAACACCUGGCCACCUCGCUGUUCGCUCCUAACUCCACCAGGUAAUUUAUGAACAACUUAAAUAGAACCAGCUUUGGAGGAACCUGAUUCUUGCAUCCUUCGCUUGUGAUUUUCAAGCAAUAGGGGACAUUGAUUUUUAAUUAAAUCUAUUUGCAUUCAAAAGGUAGACUUCCCCACUCAACAUUGGGCAAGUCAGGGACUGAGCAUGUGGGGCAAAAAUGCACAGGGAUGUUGCCCCUGCCUCCUAUCCACAAAUACACCAGAGCAGACCUUUAGAAAGUGGUAAAUACUGAUGAGCGUUUAGCUCAGCAUAACCUUGACUCUCAUAACACCAGUAAUAAGACUAGUAAUUAUUAAUAAUACUAUUACUAGUAUCAAAGAAGGAACACAUGAAAAUUAAAAUUCCCAAUUAAGCCGAUCUUUAAAAUUCUUUAUUUUUGCUAUUAGGCAAUCACAUUUAUCAAAUAUCACAUAUUAAAUCAUGAAUCAAAUUUGCAUAGAUUUGCCUACCUAAAUCCAUAUCAAGAAUAACCAGUAAACAAAUUUAUUUAUUUUAUUUCACAAUAAUUUAUUUUAUUUCGCUGCUUGGUUGUAAACAAAAACCCCAACAACCUCAAAAGUGCUUUACACAAAGAUAAAACAAUGAAAUCGAGGAAAAUUCAUGACCCCGCUUUAAAACAUACCAAAGUUAAAAUGCUAAAACAGAUUAAAAUCACCUCAACUUUCUAGGUGUCUGGGUAGGCUUGUCUAAACAAUAAUGUUUUUAGCAAGCGCCCAAAAGAAUGCAGUGAAGACUCCUGCUUGAUCUCAAUAGGCAGGGAGUUCCGGAGUUGCAUGUGCUGCCACACUAAUACUGAUUGAACACUGGGGGAAAUAAUAAGAAAAAAAUGUUCAGCACAGCGCUGUGUUGUUUCUGUAGUCGUUAAUGAAGCCUCCUGGGAAAUCUCUACUUUCCAGAGACAGUGCAGUGUAGAGAAGUGUUGUACCUGAAUAGUUCAACAAGCUCAAUUCAAGGCGCUCCCCCCCCCCCAUGAUUUUUAAUCCAAUAUCUUGGAUUAGCUCAGAGUGGGGAACCAUUAGCUCUGCCCUUGCCUUUUUCUUACUAUAUAAAAUAACUCUUGAGUGUCAUCACGUUGCAGUUUGCUUGGCCACAGACAGGUGGUGCUGCAAGCAUGGCAAGACAGAGUCACUCCACAAUUCUAUGGAAGAAGGUCUAAGAAGAGAGAAGAGGCUUAGCAAUGAAAAAAACCACACUGAAAACAAUUUAAGCAUUUACGAGAAAGAAUGCGAUGACAAAAGAUAGGGUACCUUCCAAAAAAUAUACACCUCAGGUGUCAAAGGUGUUAGAUUUAGCAAGCAAAAGUGUCAUGGAAGGCUUAUAAGACGCACCAGUCAGGAAGUUAGACAAUAAUUUUAUUGUUUCUUUUAAACAAGAACGGAACAGUAAUAGGAAAGUGAACUAUUUUCCUUGCCAAUGAAAAACACUGUUCAUUUCUGUUUGUUUGUUUGUUUGUUUGUUUUAAAAGGAGGUUCCUGACACUUUUAAUCACACAUGUCAUAUGGCAACAUUUCCUUGAGUGCUUUACUAAUUGAGCAGCACACAGAAUUAACAGAGAAACAAAUCGGCAACAAAACAAAACAAAACCCUCUGAGACAACUGAUCCUACGUUCUUCAGUUAGACCAUGGAGCAGAAUAGCUGGUCAUAGGGACAGCCUAUGACCCUUUAAAAAUCUACAGUUAUCUCAAUAUCCCCACUGCCACCUCUUCCCCCCCCAUCCCAAUUAUGCUUCUUGCGGCACUUCAUAGAGGUCAGAAACAUGUAGAUGUUCCUGGCAGGCAACAGAUUAAUUAUUUGUUAGACAAACCACCUCCCUGGGAGUAUCAGAGAACAAUUUUAUCCUUUAUCCUGCUGAUGUCUCCAGCCCAGUCACAUGCCAGCUUUAAGGGUUGCUUUGGAAACUGCUCUCUGGGAGGUGAGGGACUCUUGGGUUCAGUUAGCACCACAAACGGGCGGAAACAAACAAACAGAGGUGAAGCACCUUUGGGCAGGGGGGUGCAGCAGCUUCAUAGCAUAGCUUUGUGAAAAUCGACCCAUCUUUCCUGCUUUUGGGCGAAGAGAGUUUCGCACCUCAGCGCAGCACGCCUGAUUCUGCGGCACAUGAGGUAUGGCAGAGUUUUUCCCAAUCCGUAAAGUGAGCCAGCGCGGCAUGUUGGAUAAAGUGUGUGACUUUUGAACGCAGGGCAUUCGGCCUAAGCUUCCUCACUGGGUUGCAGAAUAAAAGGGGGGAGAUCGGUCACGAAUGCUGCCCUGAGCUCUUUGGUGGAAGGGUGCAGCUGAAAUCAGAGUGAAUCAGGUACAAUUCUGCAACAGCAGGCUCUCCAAAACUUGAUUUCCCGCAAUUGAAUUCCCAGCCUUUGCUUAUUCCUCUAGCCUCUUGUAAGAAUGAAUGACCUUUUCUGAAAUGUAAUGCUGUAAAAUGCAUUAUGAACAAAACAGAAUCAUGAGACUCAUCUAUGAAAGGGAGAGAGGGUUGAAAUUUUGUAACUUGAAUUUGGUUGUUUGGGUGGGGCUGAGUGAGCUUUGUAUUCUAUGGCUAGAGACACCGGCGGUUGUUCACAAAAAAUACACCUUAGCCUCUUCACUGGUUUAUUUCCCCAGGACACAAUACAUUCUGGAGUUUGGGGUUGGGCUGCCAUCAGUGUGCUGAUGACACCCAACUCUGUCUGUUGAUGGAUGGCCAUCCUGACUCAGCCCCAGACACACUGAUCAGAUGUUUGGAAGCUGUGGCUGGAUGGUUACGUGGGAGCCGGUUGAUGUUAAAUCCUUCGAUGACAGAGGUCCUUUGGCUGGGUCGGGACGAUAUGGGAUUGGGGGGAGCAACUCCCAUCUCUUGCGGGGGCGCAAUUAGUGCCAGCACCGUCCGUUAAGAGUUUGGGUGUAAUCUUUGACACCUCCCUUUCCAUGGAGGCGCAGAUUGCAGCUAUAACAAAGGCGGCAUUUUUUCAUCUCCGCCAAGCUAAGCAGUUGGCUCCUUACCUCUCUCUCCCUGACCUAGCCACUGUGAUCCACGCGACGGUCACCUCCAGACUGGAUUAUUGUAACUCACUCUACGUGGGGCUGCCCUUGAGACUGACCCAGAAACUCCAGCGGGUGCAGAAUGCCGUGGUGAGACUCCUUAUGGGGUCCUCGCUGCGGGAUCACAUUCACCCAGUGCUAUAGCAGCCUCACUGGCUCCCGGUGGAGUACAGGAUCAGGUUUAAGGUGCUGGUUUUAACUUUUAAAGCCCUAUACGGCCUAGGACCAUCGUACCUACUGGACCGCCUCUCCUGGUAUGUCCCACGGAGGACUUUACGGUCUUCAAAUAAAAACAUCUUGGAGAUCCCAGGCCACAGGGAGGUUAGGCUGGCCUCAGCCAGAGCCAGGGCUUUUUUGGCUGUGCCCCCGAUCUGGUGGAACGCUCUGUCACAAGAGACUAGGACCCUGCGGGACUUGACAUCUUUCCACAGGGCCUGCAAGGCGGAGCUGUUCCACCAGGCCUUGGGCACAGCCUGACCCCUUCCUUUGGUAAUCCUCACAGAACUCUAGCCCAAUGGUUGCCAUUAAUUUGAUUUGAACUGAUUUUAUAAUGAAUUGAUUUUAGAAUGCUGUGUUAUUUUACUGUUGUUAGCUGCUCUGACCCCAGCUUCGGCUGGGGAGGGCCGGAUAUAAAUAAAAUUUUAUUUUUAUUAUUAUUCCCAAUACUGAAUGCACAGAAGCAGCAUGCCACCAUACCUUAAACCAGGUGGUGGUGGUGAGAGUCUAUGGCAGAGCAAAAACCAAAUUCUGUGCCCCUGUGUCCCUGCCUGCCUACUCAAUUCUAUAUUUUUGACCAACAGUGGCUCUGCAAAAGUCAAAAGGGUCAGUGGCACCUGCAGCGUGCAUGAACAGCACACUGUGUGUCUAUACAGAAGGCACUCAGAGCUUCAGUAAGCCAGCUGUUCUUUCACUGUGACCUGGGCAAAAGUUGGAAGUGGGCCACUUUUUCCUCUUAUCGCCCAUUGACUGCAGUGGCAAGGAAUUUCUCACACCAUUAUGUCAUCUUUCCACCUCAAAGAGCCUACAGUGGUACCUCGGGUUAAGAACUUAAUUCAUUCUGGAGGUCUGUUCUAAACCUGAAACUGUUCUUACAGGGGUAGGCAAACUAAGCCUCGGGGGCUGGAUGCGGCCCAAUCGCCUCCUCAAUCCUGCCCGUGGACGGUCCGGGAAUCAGCGUGUUUUUACAUGAGUAGAAUGUGCCCUUUCAUUUAAAAUGCAUCUCUGGGUUAUUUGUGGGGCCUGUCUGGUGUUUUUACAUGAGUAGAAUGUGUGCUUUUAUUUAAAAUGCAUCUCUGGGUUAUCUGUGGGGCAUAGGAAUUCGUUCAUAUUUUUUUUCAAAAUACAGUCCAGCCCACCACAUGGUCUGAGGGACGGUGGACCGGCCCACGGCUGAAAAAGGUUGCUGACCCCUGCCUUAGAUGUUUGCUGCCACUCACCUUUUAGGUCUCUGAGGCCUUCCAGAAGAUUAUAAUUCCAUAAUGAUUUAGCAUUUUUAACCUUCAUGACAGCAGUUUACUCUUCUGUUUUAAUUGCAGAGGUGCUCCCAUGCCUGUAUAAUUAGAAGACCUGCUUGUCAAGAGAGCCUACGGUAUAUGUCACACCAUCAAUAAAUAUGUAAUAGAAAUAUAGGAAGGUGCCUUAAUUAUAAUCAUCCGUUGGUUGGCUUGUGACUGCUUGUUUAUUCCACAUAUAUCAACAUAUGUUCUCCGUUGCAGAAUAGUUAAUAAAUAUUGAGCUGGAGAAAGCAGCCGCUGGCAGUCUGGGACUUGCUUUGGUGGAAUGACCGGGCAAUCGUGAGAAAAGCUGCCAGCCAAGUCUCCAGGUGCGUAGCAUCUUACUGAAGGUAACAUUUGGAUCCCAUUGAAAUUAAUGAGACGUACAUCAUCACUAACUUGUCACAUUCAUUUCAGUAGGGAUUCAGUUAAUCUAACGUAGUUUGGAACCAACCCGUUCCGCUACUCCUAAUGAUAGAGAUUUGUGUACAGUGGAACAUCAGGUUAAGGACUUAAUUCGUUCCAGAGGUCCGUUCUUAACCUGAAACUGUUCUUAACCUGAAGCAUUUAGCUAAUGGGGCUUCCUGCUGCCGCCGGAGCACGAUUUCUGUUCUCAUCCUGAAGCAAAGUUCUUAAGCUGAAGCACUAUUUCUGGGUUAGCGGAGUCUGUAACCUGAAGCGUAUGUAAACUGAAGCAUAUGUAACCCGAGGUACCACUGUAUCUCUUGUCAAGAGCAGGUCUACCAGCUGGAUAACUCAACUGGUGUGGUGCUGUUAACACCAAUGUUACCAAGGUUUGGUAAUAGCUGCAUAUUCCUGCAUUGCAAGGGGUCGGAGUAGAUCAGGCAUCCCCAAACUCGGCCCUCCAGAUGUUUUUUGGACUACAACUCCCAUCAUCCCUAGCUAACAAGACCAGUGGUCAGGGAUGAUGGGAAUUGUAGUCACAAAACAAUUGCAUGGCUGAGUUUGGGGAUGCCUGGAAUAGAUGGUGCUCAGGGUCCCUUCCAACUCUAUGAUUCUGUGAUCGGGGUGGCUGAAUGAAGCAGACAAACUUGUAUAAUCCACAUUAAACAUUGGAGUCAUGAUAGCUAGACUGUAAGGUAAAGGUAACGGACCCCUGACAGUUAAGUCCAGUUGCGAACGACUCUGGGGUUACGGUGCUCAUCUUGCUUUACUAGCCGAGGGAGCCAAUGUUUGUCUGCAGACAGUUUUUCCAGGUCAUGUGGCCAGCAUGACUAAGCCACUUCUGGCAAAAACAGAGCAACGCACAGAAACACCAUUUACCUUCCCACCGGAGCGGUACCUAUUUAUCUACUUGCACUUUGACGUGCUUUUGAACUGCUAGGUUGGCAGGAGCAGGGACUGAGCAACGGGAGCUCACCCCGUCGCAGGGAUUCGAACCACUGACCUUCCGAUCGGCAAGCCCUAGGCUCAGUGGUUUCUGGGUCCCCGUUGAUAAACAUAUAGGACUUCUGAGAUAUCUGAUAAAGCCACAGCACUUAGGAAAAUUAAGUAUUAUAGCACAGCAUUUGUCCUUUUUUAACGGAGCUGCCAGAACACAGCCAGCUGAGAAGCAUUGGGUAAUAGUGCACAGCCACUAGGACUGUGAAUGAAGCUGCAAUUAUAGUGUUAAGUUGUGGGGGAACAUAUCAGACGACACAGCAAUUCUUCAAACAGCUCUUGUUUAUUCACAGGCCAGAACAGAACUGAACUGAAGGGUACAGCCAGCCUGCUUAUAUAGAGCUCCAAUAGAACGCAACAGUAACAACUUUCUGUAACUAUCCAAUCAGUGAACGUCACUUUCGAUCCCUUAUUUGCAUAUGUGGACCUGAACUAUCUACAGUAUCCCCCUGCUGGCCCAGGGUGAGAACUUCAGUACAUAACAUAUAGGACAUCUUGCCCCAGAAUUUUUAAAGAACCCGGGGACUGAACAGAGAGGCCCAGACCUACUAACUUGACGCUGUUGCAUACAGCAUUUCGAAAUUGCAGCUAGUUCGAGAUAUAUUUUAUCAUGCCAUUUGAAUUAAAGUGCCUGUGCUUCUUUCCUUUGGGCUUAUUUUGCCCUUCAUAAUGUUAAGCAGUGUUCGAAACCCCCAUUGUUCUAGGCGCAUUUUGUUACAGGGAAUUUCAUCAGCACAAGCAGUUUCUGAGCUCUGGGUGCAGUACUGCGCCUAAGAUUUCAGAUUAAAACUGCAGAGUGGAAGGAGAGGAGGACUUUUUUCCUGCCUCCCCAAUUAUAGCUACCCUACUUCUCGCUCCAUAAGACGCACCUGACCAUAAGACGCACCUAGUUUUUAAAGGAGGAAAACAAGAAAAAAAAUAUUCUGAACGAAACAGUGGAUGUAUGAUUUUUGUAGUUCAUGCUGUGGCCACAGACAUGUGAUUUGACGGGGAGUUUGGGGUCGCCUCAUGCAAAAAUCCUGAGGAUCCAUGUGGAUCCGUGCUUUGUAACCACGUUUCUGCGCCAUUGCGGCCCCACGAAACAGUGGAUGUGUGUGUGUUUUUUGGUGCAGGCUGUAGGCAUGGACAUGCUAUGUGAUCUGAUGGAGAAUUUGGGGUGACCCAGUGCAAAAAUCCUGCGGAUCCAUGUGCUUUUACCUCCCCCCUCCCAGGCAGCCUCCUUUUUCUCUAGAGGCCCUUAUCUCCCUCCCGAUCGCUUGCCGAUCAGCUGCUCAGCGGCUUUGUUUCAACACCCCUUUCCCUCUUGUUUGCCUUAGUGUCUUUUCCUUAGCUGGAGCAGUUUUUUGCUCCUCCUUUUCUUCUAAUUUCUCUCCUCAUUGCUUUAAUCUUCCUGUCUCCCCUUCUUGCAAGUUCGCUGUCUUUACCUCCCCCCUCUCAGGCAGCCUCCUUUAUCGCUAGAGUCCCUUAUCUCCCUCCCGAUCCCUUGCUGAUCAGCGGCUUUGUUUCAACACCCACUUUCCUCUUUCUAAAAAAAAAAAAGCACGAUCUGACAUUUCCCCUUACAUUUUAGGAGGAAAAAAGUGCAUCUUAUGAAGCGAAAAAUACGGUACUCUCUGAAGACUAGAGAAGAGAUGGUCUUAAGAAUAUUAGGGGUGGGUGGGCAGGGGAAGGACUAGACCAUGUGAAAGGCGAACGUAAUAUUUUAGCCGCAGUUUGUUCAUUUUCAGCUUUGUUUUCCUGUUUUUUAUAUAUAUUAAAAAGUGCCCUGUUGCACCCAUAACUUAGGUUUUAAGGUGCCAUUUAGCUCCUAGCUUCCUGUCUCAGUUUCUAACAUUGAUGUUAAGCGUAUAUUUCUCUGGUUAACGUGGUAUCUUCAGUGCUGUGAAGAUUGCCCUGUUUGACAGGAACAGAUUCCAUGUGGAGUAUUGCUUAUUAUUAUAAUAGAACACGCCAGGCUGUAUUGUGAGCUGCAUGUAGCUUGUGCUUGUCCCCAGAGAGAGAGAGAUGUGCAAUCUGAGUUUGUGUGACAUCACAGAGUCAUAGGCAGAAGGUUCCACACCGGAACUGUGACAGUUGGGGAAGCAGUUGCGGAGGAUGUUGUGAAGAGGGGGAGCAUCUGGGCCAUCUGUGGGGUGCAUACCAGACUACAUCCACGGCUGAUCAUGAGGCUUUCCUAAGUUAACAUCCCUCUGAACUGAAGGAGGACUGUGCAGACUGCCUUCUAUAUGAGGUUGUGCCUUUUUUCUCUAAAGAUCGCGUUGGGAAGGCUUGCUUUCAUAACUGGAAGUUAGAAUACCCAGGAGUGCAUGUUGCCUGUUUUAAAUCGUUGCUACACUAAUGCCUUAGCUAGUGAGCUCUGCACGUUCUAAAGCAGGGUGUCCCAAACUUGGGUCUCCAGCCGUGUGUUUUUUGGACUACAAUUCCCAUCAUCCCUGACCACUGGUCCUGCUAGCUAGGGAUGAUGGGAAUUGUAGUCCAACAAUAGCUAGAGACCCAAGUUAGGGAAAGCCUGUUCUAGAGGGACAAAUUCUUCAUCUGGACUGCAUGAGAUGCUGCUUUUUCUUUCCAUUGUGGCUUCUAAGGUUAAAAAAAAAAAAGGUAAAGGACCCUUGGAUGGCUAAGUCCAGUCAAAGGCGACUACAGGGUUGCAGCACUCAUCUCACUUUCAGGCCGAGGGAGCCGGCGUUUGUCCACAGACAGCUUUCCAAGUCGUAUGGCCAGCAGGACUAAACUGCUUCUGGUGCAACGGAACACUGUGACGGAAACCAGAGCACACGGAAACACCAUUUACCUUCCCACUGUGGCAAUACCUAUUCAUCUACUUGCACUGGUGUGCUUUCGAACUGCUAGGUUGGCAGGAGCUGGGACAAAGCAACGGAAGCUUACCCUGUCACGGGGAUUUGAACCACCGACUUUCUGAUCGGCAAGCCCAGGAGGCUCAGUGGUUUAGACCACAGCGCCACCCGUGUCCCUAGUUGUGGCUUCUGUCUUGACGUAGCAAGGGAAACCUUGCUUAUACAGUUUCUGCUCUGUUAACAUACAGGACCUAAGGGUCUCCCACAGAAAUUCAUUUUUAAAUUUUUUGCUCAGUAUGGAUUCGUAUGCCGGGAUGAAUGCGUUUACUUGGGAAUCCUAGGAGCACAGCAAAGGAUCACUUUCUAAGACCAGGAAGAAUCCAGUUAAAUGUGUAGCAAGGUGAGGAAUGGCUGCAACCUCUUUUCCAGCGAAUUACUAACUUGUCUGUUGUUUCUUCAGUACAGUUUGGUGAAAUGAAACAAGCCCAUCUCUUGCUCUUUGCCUCAGUGGUGGUGAUAACAUGCUGCAUGUAGCCCAGAGAUAACAUUUCCAGAAAUGCUGCGGCCAUGGAACCUUUUCCACAAAAAGAAAAGCAAAAAGGGAAGCAGGGUGCGUGUGCUUUAGAAUAAGUGCAAUGUUUACUUUCUUAAAUGUUUGUGUGUAACUUAAAUUGUCCUUCUUAGCCUGUUUAUAAAAUGUAAAAAAUAUAAAUGCUUUUGUUUUAAACAGCAAUCAGAAAUGUACCCGUUGUUAGAAAUGAAACUGCAAUCUGCUGGUUUCUAGAAGCACAGUCCUUUGCAUGUCUGCUUAUAAGUUCCCGUAUGUUAAAUAGAAAUUACUCCCAAGUAAGCGUGCAUAGGAUUGCAGCCAAAGGUAAUUUAGGAUUGCCUGCAUGCUAGAGUAAUUUAGUGCUGUUGAGGCACUGCUUUUCUGUAGCUAGCUGGAAGUGGAAUUAAAAUGGAGAUUCUAUACAAGACUAUAGCACCAUAUUAUCCAGCAGUCGCUGGAUAUGUUAUUCAGGUAAUGUUCUUUCCUGUUCUUUCCUGUUUUGUUGCUUUCUAUUUAUCCCAGCUUAAGGGCUUUUUAAAAUCAAUUUUAUAUCCUUUCCUUCCUCUUGAAAAGGAGCCCAGGAUGGUUCACAGCAUAAAAAAGUAUAGGGGGGAAAUGAAUAUUAAAACAUUUUUCAGAGUUGGAGAAUCACAAUCACAGAGCCUCCAGCUGUCCCUAUUUUUCAGGGACAGUCCUGGAUUUACAGAAGCCAUCUCGGUUUCUGAUUUGAUCCUGGAAUGUCCCGGUCUUCCUUAAGUCAUCCUGAUUUUCAUCAGAGAAAUGUUGCAGGGUGUGGAGUUAUGCGACCCCCCGAGCCAAGGAGAUAAGUAACUAUACAACCUUUAGAAGACAUCUAAAGUCAGCCCUGUAUAGGGAUGGUUUUUUAAAUGUUUUAUUGUGUUUUUAUAUGUGUUGGAAGCCACCCAGAAUGGCUGGGGCAAUCCAGUCCGAUGGGCAAGGUUUUAUUAUUAUUAUUAUUAUUAUUAUUAUUAUUAAUUCUUAUUAUUAUAUAGGACACCCCUAUUUUCAUCAGAGAAAUGCUGGAGGGUAUGCAAUCAGCAUGUAAAACAGCGACAUAUAAUAUAAUAGUGUCUGGUUUACUUUACAAAGGUUAAGGCAAGUCUCCAUAUGCUGAGAGAUAGUUGAGCGAUCAGCUAGGUACAGAGUCCCUAGGACAGAGAAAAUGUGGCUUUUGCUAUUUGUAGGCACAGAGGAGCCAAAGCUGCAUUCAAGAAGACAUCCACAAAUCUAUCCUUCAUCCUCAGCCUGGGUUCAAUGGGAAGAUAUUCUGAGUAGCUCUCCAGAGCUCACCAUGCGUCUAUGGUCUUCUGUAUCUCUUAACAGCAUUUCCAAUUGCCCCUGUUUCAGAUCACUCACCAAGUUUGCCGUUGUUCUUCUUAGGCUACAGAUGUUAAGUGCAGCCCUCCUCUCAAAAGAAAGGAUGAACCCGGGAAAUCGGAGGUUAUUUCAGGCAGGUAUGGUUCUUGCACACCUGAAUCCAUCACCACACAUAAAAUACAGGUAUAUUCUCUGCCAGCUCCAUCAUAUUAUUUAAGCGAGGAGCAGGUGGCGCUGUGGUCUAAACCACUGAGCCUCUUGGGCUUGCUGAUCAGAAGGUCAGUGGUUCGAAUCUGUGCGACGGGGUGAGCUCCCGUUGCUCUGUCCCAGCUCCUGCCAACCUAGCAGUUCAAAAGCACGCCAGUGCAAGUAGAUAAAUAGGUACCGCUGCGGCGGGAAGGUAAACGGCGCUUCCGUGCGCUCUGGUUUCCGUCACGGUGUUCCGUUGCGCCAGAAGCGGUUUAGUCCUGCUGGCCACAUGACCCGGAAAGCUGUCUGUGGACAAACGCCGGCUCCCUCGACCUGAAAGCAAGAUGAGCGCCGCAACCCCAUAGUCGCCUUUGACUGGACUUAGCCAUCCAGGGGUCCUUUACCUUUUAUUAUUUAAGCAAUUAUUUAAGCCUUUUAACAGGACACACAAGCACCGCCCCUGAAGCACCUCUGCAGCACUAUCCUCCUUUUUUUCCUGCCUUUUGACCUCUUUCCACACUUUUCAGUUUGUGUUGUUCUAUCUUACAGAGUCACCUUUCUGGGUGCUCCCCUGAAGAUGUUUUAGACAUCACCCUUCCUGUGAGAGUUAGCUUCCCCAGACGGAGGGGUGUAGCCUAUCUCUCCUCUGUCUGGGAGAAGGCCACUUUUUUUACCCUGGUCGCCACUGCCAGGUGUUUCCAUGCCAAGUGCUAAGGGCUCUUUUCUGGAAGAGGGCAUUGCCAGAGACUGAUACCAGGCACAAUUCUAAGCAAUUUCUGCUCAGUGAGACAACCUGGCUUCUCCCACUGUCUGUGGUUUUAGCCAAUGAGUGAAGUCGGAGCUCUGAUGGACAAAUGAGUUGUUGGACACCAACAACACUAAACCCUGGGGUACGAAAGAGCUGUUGUUUCCCCCUCCCCUUCAGUGCAUUUCUACAGUAUCUCUUCUUAUUUUUCUCCAAGGGAUCUCUGUAGUUUGCCCUGUUUUCCAGCAACUAGGAUGCAUAUUUCAUUGGGUUUGAUCAGAUACUCCCAAGGAGUUCUUUUCUGUAAGUUCUACUACACAGUAAACGUGGGCGGAUGUUAAAAGAAUCCCCCCCUCUCCGCCAGAAGCCAAAUGUUUGGAAAGAGGUUUAGGAAAUUCUCAUGCAGUGUGUGAGAUAAAGACCAGGCACUCAUGGAGAAUUCCCCAUAUUCUUAACCUGCAGUACAAUGGUAUACAUGGCUACUCAGAAGGAAGCCUCUGUGUUUAAUGGGGCUUGCUCCCAGGCAAGUGUGUAAAGGAUGGCAGCCUAGGCAUUGGUUUAGGGUUGGUAUUGAGGGACACGGGUGGCGCUGUGGGUUAAACCACAGAGCCUAGGACUGGCCGAUCAGAAGGUCGGCGGUUCGAAUCCCCGUGAUGGGGUGAGCUCCCUUUGCUUGGUCCCUGUUCCUGCCAACCUAGCAGUUCGAAAGCAUGUCAAAGUGCAAGUAGAUAAAUAGGUACCACUCCGGCGAGAAGGUAAAUGGCGUUUCCGUGCGCUGCUCUGGUUCGUCAGAAGUGGCUUAGUCAUGCUGGCCACAUGACCCGGAAGCUGUACACCGGCUCCCUCGGCCAAUAAAGCGAGAUGAGCGCCGCAACCCCAGAGUUGGUCACGACUGGACCUAACGGUCAGGGGUCCCUUUACCUUUACCAAUUGAGGAAAACAAGGUUCCUGUGCCUUUAGGAGCUGUGUGGCAGGCAGAAAUUAAACAGGUUGUUAGUUUGGAAACACAUUAGGGGAAAGUUUAAUCGUCACAGUACAGGUAGCGCCCCCACCCCAGUUAAUGUGCAUUCAGUAGGUGUGCAGCUGUGUAUAUGCACAUCGCACUGAACCCAGAAGUGACCCAGAAACGUCACAAAGGCGUCACUGAAACAUCACUAAAAGGACAUAACCUGGGGCAGGGCAAGGCAGAAUGGGGUGUUUGCAGGCUUUUUCAAUGGGUUUCAAUUAUACGCAAUUUCACACAGGCACGAGAUGCCUCGGAAGGUAACGCAGACGGGGAUCUGUCUGUACUCUCUCGUUUUGUGUUUUGUCAGGCCCCAAGAGCUGCCAUUUUGUGACUGGUGCCUACCGUACUUUCUCAAAAUUCCACUUGUGCCCACUGGCCCCAAAACAUUGGUGACUCCUGAGCAAAGCUUUAGUUGUGGUUCCUGCAUUGCAGGGGGUUGGAUUAGAUGACCCCUGGGUUGCCUUCCAACUUUGUGAAUCCUCAGAAUCACUAUGGAAGUGCUAAGUAUUAUUAUUAAGAAUUUGUGUUUUACUUUUAGUAGCUGGGAUUUAAAUUAAGGCUCCCCAGGCUGAACAUCUGGAGAAUGAUGAGAGUUCUUCCCCAUCUUCUGAUAGGAAAAAUACCUCGAUGGCUGACAGAAAACUUACACAAAAGUCACGUGUUCGUUUUUUAUUUACCAUUAGGCUAGUGGCCACUAAUUAAUGAUACGAUGUAGACUUGGAACAGCGGAAUAAAAUGUCACUUCGCUCUGAUAUGUUGGGACUUGAAGUACCAGAAGGUCCUUGACCUGGGACCAGAGGCAUGUUGGGCAGGAAUUAAGCAUGGCCAAAAACAGGAGUACUGCAAGAGACCCUAUGGAGUACCAAAUAAAUAAUUUUAACAGCCUGAUCUGAGUUGAAUGAAAGCUUCCACACCAUUUUCACUCACAGAUCUGAGCAGCAAAGACGCUCAAGUUGUGCCGUGUUCUUUAAAAGAAACUGCUUCGUAAACCACUGAGCAGGAGUUUGGACUGACACGUAGCUUCCACCUGGUGCAAAAGAAGUUGGGGUAAAGGUGUAGCUUGCAACAGGGGACUCCACAUUCCUGUGCGGUAAUCAGCAAAGAGAAAGAAAACAGUGAGACAGGUGCUUUGAGGUUGUUUAACUUUAGCACUGCCGCGUGGUAGCAGUUUCUGCCAUUUCCAAUAUAGAAUGUUAAGUGAAUAACGUCGUUCUACAGCCUGCAGAGAAACAAGCUUGAAACACAGAAAAUGGAAACAACAGAAUCAGAGGGUUACGUGAGUGAAGAUGAAGACGUAGCCAAGAGACUGUCUACCCUGCCCAGAGGUACCUACAUAGAUAUCUGCAUCAGCUGGUAUAAAUCUCAUUUACCUUUUGGUCUCAUUGAAGCAACGCCAUUAUUAGUAGUAGUAGUAGUAGUAGUAGUAGUAGUAGUAGUACACUGGUUGCCCCAGCCACUCUGGGCAGCUUCCAACAAACAUAAAAGCAUAAUAAAGCCAAACAUUAAAACUUCCCUCUACAGUUGUACCUUGGAAGCCGAACGCCUUGGCUCCUGAACGAUCAAAACCUGGCAGUGAGUGUUCCGGUUUUGGAACGAUUUUUGAAAGCCGAACGUCCAGCGCGGCUUCCACAGGUUCUCAUUGGCUGCAGGACGCUCCCGCAGCCGAUCGGAAGCCGCGUUAUGUUCGAAAACCAAGGUACCACUGUACAGGGCUGGCUUUAGAUGUAUUCUAAAAGUUGUAUAGUUAUUUAGCUCCCUGACAUUUGAAUUUACUGUGUAGUAGCAUCUACAGAAAAUAACUUGUAGUGAAUACCUGAUCUCAGGUAAUGCUCCCAUGAUGGCAUAGUUGCCCAUCAUGACUGGAGUAUCUUCUUUCCCCUUCUUAUGUCCCAUGCAGAGGUCAGGAUAGCAGCCUUUGAGACCUUGUACCAUAGGGCCUUGGCUGAGUUGGGAAUAGGCAGGUACCUUUCUGUGGAGAGUCCUGUCCACCCGACCUCUCCAACCAAAAGCAAAUGAUUCCUUUUAUAUCAAUCUGAUAGGGGCGCCACUUGUCAGUGAUGAAGAGUUGACUGAAAUGUCAAAGAUAUCGCAAAGGAAAAGCGGUUCAAACUGUAAUACUGAAAAUCUAAUCCAGAAGCUUCAAAAGCAGAUUGAACAGGAAGAGGUUCUGAAGGAAUAUGUGGUGAGUGCUCUACCUCUUCAGGCCUGAGUGUUGCUAUUUCAGCAGCAAUAAGCAGAAUUAUUUUCCUCUAUUAUGAGACAAUUGUGGUACUGUACCAGUAUUGUUACGGUGCAGUCCGUACCCAUGUCUGCUCAUGAAUUCGGUAGGGGUUGCUUCCCGGUAAGUGUGUACUGAUUUAAAGUAUCUCUGAAAUAUUGAGAGAAAGAUGUGUUCUGUUUCUGGAAGAAGGUACAGAAAACUCCAGUUUAGAUGCUUAGAAAUACCAUGACAAUUCUAAUAACAUUUAAGGUUUAGUAGACAUGAAUGCUAAGGACGCAGGUGGCACUGUGAGGUAAACCACUGUGCCGCUUGGGCUUGCUGAACGAAAGGUCGCGGUUCGAAUCCCCGUGACGGGGUGAGCUCCCAUUGCUCUGCCCCAGCUCCUGCCAACCUAGCAGUUCGAAAGCACGUCAAAGUGCAAGUAGAUAAAUAGGUACCGCUGCGUUGGGAAGGUAAAUGGCGUUUCUGUAUGCUGCUCUGGUUUCGCCAGAAGCGGCUUCGUCAUGCUGGCCACAUGACCCGGAAAAACUGUCUGCUGAAGUGGACAAACGCCGGCUCCCUCGACCUGUAAAGCGAGAUGAGCGCCACAACCCCAGAGUCGUUCACGACUGGACUUAAUUGUCAGCAGUCCCUUUACCUUUAGACUUGAGUGCUAGCUAUGAAUCAGAUGGAUUAUCUCUUACAAAAAAAAGAGAGGAAAAAUGGAUUCACUGAAUGCACACACAUAAAACCCCCACAUAUAUACUCCUACUCAUGUCUCUGCAAAUGAAGGAUGUUGAAUUUUACCUUUCUUUUAGAGCUUAGAGCACAUGAAGCCAACCGAUGACUGCCAGAUUGCAGCAGCAGCAGAAAACCGGGAAAAGAACAGAUACCGAGAUAUCCUCCCAUGUAAGGAAUUGUCUCUGUGGCAGUCUAGGGAGAACGUGGGGGAAAUGCAUGAAUGAGGACCGAACGUGUAAUUUGCUCAAUGCCAGCUCAGCUGAUUAGAGUGUGUGGUGGGUUGGUUAGAACAUUUACCUGUGAUUUUAAAUCUUGGACCUAGGCCUUAAGAUUUUCCACUGGACAAUUACAAUAAUUCGAUUUCAUUCUGAUAUGAGAAACCAGCUCUAUAGCUCACACACAAUUUACAGCUCAUGUGUAUAUUAUAUAUUUACUUGCUUUGGGGGGUUUUGUGUGUGUGCCUAUAACUCAGUAGCACUCAACAGACUGGACUUGUUCUGAACCUGGUCCCUAAGGGAUUUAAUCUAUGUACAUCUCCAUCCACACAACUGGAGAGCUACAGCCUAUCAACUUGCAGCUCUUGCUCCAGGCUCUCGUCCUGGAUGGUGCUGAUUUUCUGGACCCAAUCCAGUCGGGCUCCAGCAUGGUUUGAGAAUGAAGUGCCUUCAGUCAAUCUGGUGGGUGACCUGACCAAGAAACUAUAGGUAGCGGGUCUCCUUGUUGAUUUUCCUAGACCUCCCAGCUGUGUUUUAUAUUCGGCCAUGAUAUACUCCGUCUUAGAGGGGAAUUGGGACACUAUUUGCAGUGGUUCCUCUUUGUUUGUUUGUUUGUUUGUUUGUUUGUUUGUUUGUUUGUUUAGAAAAGGUAUACUCUGCCCCUUCAGUAUUGCUACUUCCAAGGCAACUAUUGAGACCAAUGAAACAGAUAAAAACAGCACCACACAGGCAAGCUGUAAACAAAUAGAUACAUACGUGGGAUAUUUUGUUAGAAAGCACCCCAUGUUGAUAUUGUCAGGAGCUCAGCCUACACUUGAGUAGGACCCUGGUAGAGACACAUGCCCGACUGGCAUGUUCUCCUGGUCAAUCAUUCGGAAGCAUCAAAAGCUUUCUUCAGUCCGAACAUCACAGCGACCAAUGCGAACAGACACCGACACACUUAGGGAUCUGCAGAGUUUGCGCAUCAUGCGUAACAGACCUCAGCAACUCAGCAUUUUGGCUAAUUUAAUAUGUAAAUAAACACACACGGAGCACUGCAACAUGGCUCCCUCUCUCUCUAGCAUCAGACAGCAAAGAGAAAAAGAACAAAGGACAAUAGUCCCACUUCACAGAACACAGUAACACAAACAUCCUGUCUCUGUCACUUCCCACUCUGCGGAGUCAAACCAUAUACCGUCAUGUGAUAGACAACAAUCCCAUGACUGCAAUCACGGAGCAGGAAUUCUAACAACUAUUUCAUGGUGUAGUCUGCAGACUGUAGAGAAGGCUUAGAGGCCUGGAAGGGCUCAUCUGUAUUCCUUCCUAGACGACAAAACACGGGUUCCCCUAGGAGAGGCUGAAGGCUACAUCAACGCCAGCUACAUCCGCGUGCCAGUGGGCAAGGAAGAGUUCUUCUACAUCUCCACCCAGGGGCCUCUGCCUUCCACCGUGAGCGACUUCUGGCAAAUGGUCUGGGAAAACCAAUCCAAUGUCAUUGCCAUGAUAACAAGAGAAACGGAGCGAGGAACAUCCAAAUGCCACCGCUACUGGCCUGAGACCCCCCAGGACACUCUAAUGGAUCUGAGUCAGUUUCAGCUGCGAAUGAGUAACUACCAGAUCCUAGACUGCUUCAUCAUUAGAGUGAUAGAAGUUACAAAGAAACAGGUAUGGCGUCCAGGUUUACACAAGAAAGAGACUUGUCACAGAUGCCAAGCUUGCCCUAUGCACAUAAUGAGAAUAGUGAUUAAUAAUAAUAAUAAUAAUUUUUUAUUUAUACCCUGCCCUCCUCAGCCAAGACCGGGCUCAGGGUGGCUAACAACCAAUAAUAAAAACAAGUUGAUUAAAAUACAAUUUAAAAGAUUAAGAUACAACAUUAAAACAUUAGGGUGCAAUCUCUUCAUAGGAGGAGAAAGGAAAAAGAAAGAGGGGGAGGGAAUCAAACUGAUUCUAAGCCAAAGGCCAGGCGGAACAACUCUGUCUUACAAGCCCUGCGGAAAGAGAUCAGAUCCUGCAAGGCCCUGGUCUCAUGAGACAGAGCAUUCCACCAGGCCGGAGCCAGUGUUGAGAAGGCCCUGGCUCUGGUUGAGGCUAAUCUAACUUCCUUGGGACCUGGGACCUCUAGGGUGUUGCUAUAUAAGGUCCUCCGUGGGGCAUAUCAGGAGAGGCGGUCCCGUAGGUACGAGGGUCCUAGGCCGUGAUUAAGUUAUAUUUGUUUGCUGAAUUUUUCUUCUCUUCCGUUUGCACGAGGAAAGUGAUGGUUGAGCUAUGUGCAUCAUUAGAAUAGUGAUUAAGCUGCCUUUCUUCGCCCAAUAUUUCUUCUCUUCUGUUCAGUGAUGCCAAAUCAGCACAAGUCUCCAGCCUGCCUGUCUGAUAAUAUUGUUUCCAGUCUUGCGCAUGGCAAGGCAUUCAAUCCUCCCCUUUUGGAGGAAGUGUUUUGGAAGAUGUGCAUUUUGGAACUGUUAAUGAGUUGUGUCCUGCUUUGUAAUGCCUUUGCCUAAGUACGUUUCCCUGUUGCCUGUGACCUUGGCUGUUACAAUGCUGUUUCAAUGUUCAAGAUGCGGGAAUAUAAGACUUCUCAGAGAGGCAUCUAGUAAUCCUGUCCCUUCACAGCCGCCUCGUAGGUGGAAAGGGAAGAGGCCAAGACAGCGGUUGACCGCUGGGGGGUGGGGUGGGGACAACAUUUAUUUUAUUUACCGUAACAAAUGAAUUGUAAUCAGUGCUUUUUUUCUUAAAAAAAAUAUUUAGGGGUACUCUCAUUUUGACUCAUGAAAAUCACCAUUUUAUAGUUCACUUCAGGAAAAAUAAAUACAGUAAAUGUACAAAAGUACAAAGAUUCACAAAAAUGUUUGGAGGUAUGCGUACCCCCAGGAAAAAAAGCACUGAUUGUAAUAAAACUUUUAAGAGGUUUACAAAAAUUAAAAACAGAAUAUAGUGGUACCUCGGGUUAAAUACUUAAUUCGUUCCAGAGGUCUGUUCUUAACCUAAAACUGUUCUUAACCUGAAGCACCACUUUAGCUAAUGGGGCCUCUUCUUUUCUUAUUCUGAAGCAAAGUUCUUAAUCUGAAGCAGUAUUUCUGGGUUAGCAGAGUCUGUAACCUGAAGCGUAUGUAACCUGAAGUGUAUGUAACCCGAGGUACCACUGUAUUAAAAUUAUUAUUAAUAAGAGACUGUUAAAAGCAGGGCUUGCAUAGGGGUUUUGUGUUGUUAGUAGCGUCAGGGGACGCAGACUGCAGAUUUCGACUGAAUUGCUUGCUUUCCCGAAUUCUGAUUUUGAGAAGAGGGGAAUCUUCCCAUGACUAAUUGCGUAACGGCUAGUUCUUUGACUCCUUCUGCUGUAGACACUUGAGAAGCGCUCUGUGCACCACCUCCAGUUUACAUCCUGGCCAGACCACGGCACUCCCACGUCAUCAAAAGAUCUUGUCAAAUUUGUCCGAUACAUGAGAAAAAUCCACCAGUCAGGCCCCAUCAUCACUCACUGCAGUGCCGGGAUUGGAAGGAGUGGAGUGCUGCUUUGUGUGGAUAUUCUGUUGAGCUACAUCGAAAAAGAUAUGCCUGUAAGUUCACUAAAAUCCUCGUUCCAUCCUUAGCAGGUAUGCUGUGUUGGGAUGCUCGCUAUGUGCACAGGCAGUGAGAACAUAAAGGUGAGGGGAAAGGCUGAAUAGACUGGUGGGAGUUGUGGUGAUCUCGGAAUCAAGAGACCCAACUGUGGACUCAUGGUUUUGUAGAAUCACAGAAUUGUAGAGUUGGAAGGGACUUUGAGUGUAUAGUAAUGAUCUCUGUCAGGUGAGCAGCCUGAUAAGCAGCGAAAGACUCUCCGUCAGUUUUAUACAAGUUUAUUUAAAAGAAAAACACAUUCAGAGCAUGGUGUUCUGCCUGCUCUCAUUAAUCUUAGUUGCUCAGUCUGACUCAUCGUUCCUCCCCCAACAAGAAGAUCGCCAAAAUUCUGCCUUUCGUCUCCUUCCUUUCUGUUGCUCUCCGAGCUUUUAUAAUCUCCUCGUUUUAAGACUACAGGGCUGGGCUACCUCUUCCUCAGAAGACUCAGCCUCUGACACUGGCUUAUCUGCUGGUUGCCUGGCAGCACCUUAGUCGACUUCCAACUCUUCCUCCCCUUGGGAGCUAACUGCUUCUUCCCUGGAGAGGAGGGACCGCAGGCUGCUCUCUCUAAAAUCAGACAGACAGUUCUCAUCUACAGUCAGCCUUUUCUUCACUCGGCUCUAUUUCCGAGGCUGACUCUUUUGCUGAGCUCGGGGGGGGGCGAUGUUCCUGACACCGAGAGUCCUCUAGUCCAGCCCCCUGCAAUGCAGAAAUCUCAGCUAAAGGAUCCAUGACAGAUAGCCAUCCAACCUCUGUUUAAAAACCUCCAAGGAACCUCCCCAUUUGCCAUGAACUCUCCAGGUGGCAUCAGAAAGCCAAAGGCUUGUCUCAGCAUUAGCUUCUUCCUAGCUAAAAUGCAGGGAUAAGAAUACUGACUUGCCUCAAAAGGGUUCUUGCGGGGGUACCCCAUUAUUAUCAGAAGUUUGAUGUGGGCUCCGGCUGCCCUCUCCUACUGGUCCCCAAGGGUGGCAAAUAAGUCGGCCUUCUUUAUUCCCGCAGUUUGACAUCAAGCAGAUAGUAACGAAUUUGCGGCAACAGCGCUGCGGCAUGAUUCAAACCAAGGUAAGGAGAUCGAGCUCAGUUGUCUCCUUACACAAACUGCACGGAGUUAAGUGGUUUACUUGUGCAAGAACAACGAGCGACUCUCAAAGCCUGAGAGCAGGAGCUGCCUACUUUUUGCUUCCCAUUGUGAAGAGGCCUUAGCAAUCAAUUGUGUCAAGGAUGUGGCUCAGAAUCUAGGCUUCAUUUGUGCUUGGGGUUAUCCACCUGAGCCAAGGAGCCUGUUUUAGUAUCAUUCUCUCUCGAAACCUGCAAAACAAGGGUGACUUUCUCUGUGGAAGGAGUAGCAGGAAUUCUGCAGUUUUUAGACACUAUUAAAACCCCUGCGCUCCCCCCUUUGGGAGAUUAACUGCAUCUUAUUAGCAGGGAGAUGCAUCUCUGUCAUUUUACAGUCCACUACAGAAAACCCAGAGAACAAUUUUUCCCUUUAAAAAAUUACAUUUGAUGGUUCAUAGAACCUUUCCGUAUUUGGGUCGUUUUAUAAAGUUUGAAAAAGGUGUGUCUUCUGGUCCCUUAGCAGUGCAUGCUCUCUUGCUUGGAUCCUGACCCAAACAUUGCAAAUCCUCUGAAAAGCCAAUUAAAUGAUCUUGCAAUUAUGUGUGUGCAUGGAUGUUUAAUUUCCCAAGGGAGCAGGAUUUCAGUUCCAUUGGAAUUGGGCUUGUGAUUGGAUUUUUCAAAACCCGUAACUGGCCCUGUAUAGUAAUUUAGAGAGAGCAAAAGCAAAUGUUCAAAAGGGGAGGGGAGGUCCUGCUUGCUUUAUCUUAGCAGAGUUUCCCAAACAUGGGUCUCCAGCUGUUUUUGGACUACAAUUCCCACCAUCCCUGACCACCGGUCCUGCUAGCUAGGGAUGGUGGGAGUUGUAGUCCCAAAACAUCUGGAGACCCAUGUUUGGGAAAGCCUGACUUAGAGCCUUGGAUUAGCUCAGGAAAUGAAGCCUGUUAUUUCUGGUUGUUGUUUCCAGGUAAGUCAGUGCAACGUCAAGUCUAUCUGAGGUGAGCAGGGGCAAGCUUGCCCAUCUCUCUCUCUCUGUUUGCCACAGUUCUUCAGGGGGAACUACUCCUGAUUUGAAGGAAAAACCUAAAACCGAAAUAGUACUAUAGCAGCUGUGGGAAUGUUCAGGGAUGCAGGAGAGGAUAUAUUGUCUGAUUAUAUCCUUAUCCAACUUGUGUUAACAAGUUCCACAAUUUCAGCAGAGUAACAUUCCCCUUAUUUUAAACUUUGCAACGGAUGUGUUUGCUCAGGCUCGCUAAAGCCUCUAUAAUAACUGUUCUGGUAUUUUCCCCUUAUUCCCUCAUAAAAUAUAAGAGACGACACAGUCUUUUACAAAAGUAUAAAAAGAGUUUACUCACAUUCUGUUCACAAUCAGAUCCCAGAAGGCAGACUUAGCUUAAUGAAGUAACAUACACUUGGAAUCUAUCUCGUAAGAAGACAGUCCCUUCGUCCUCUCUUGGCUGGAAGCCAAGAGGGCAUCUUUGGCUUAGUAGAUGUUGUUUCUUCGAUGCAUGUGGUGAAAGAGAGAGAGAUGGCUGCCCUGCCCUGUGCUUUUGUCAUUACCUGCACAGGUGAGGCCACACCCACCUCUAGUCACAUGCAGAGGAAGUCUAUCCCAGCCCAGAAGGAAACAGGAAGUUUACCUGCUGGCUGGACAAAUAUUCCUCCCCAUGUGUAAACAUGUUCACUCUAGGAAUGUUGUAUUUGACUGCUCUUGUGUUUCACAUCCUACAGCAGCAAGCAUUAGCCAAGCGAUUGUCCCCACUGAAUAGUCUCUUUCUGAUCUGCUUGCAUUAGGAGAGGUGGCUUCUAAUCCGUUGCUUUGCAAAGAGAACUAUAAAUACGAGAGUAAUGCAGGUAGAAAAUAAAGUAGCCUUUGGCUCAAGGUUAUGCCAAGUUUUUUCUGCAACACAUUCCUUGAGUCUUUGCAGACUCAGCAAUGAAAUGUUUCUGCUCUGGGAAAGAGAAGGGAGACACAGAUUGUCCCAGAGCCAGAAAAUUCAUGAGCCUAGCAAGUUUUCUCUGUCUUUCAUCCUAUGAUAAGGAAUAUAACUGGCUGUUUCCUUCUUCAUGCCCAGGAGCAGUAUAUGUUUUGCUAUGAACUAGCUCUUGAAGUCUUGAAGAACAUUCAGAGCACGAAUUCCUAGCCGGCGCAAUAAGCAAAGCCACGCUGCCGCCACCUGUCUCAGAUCCGCCUUGUUACUUGAAACUCUUUCCAUCGAGAUGGCCAUGAGAGGUGCUGUACAAGUAGGGGAUUUUUUUUUCCUGUUUCAGGGCUUGACAAACGUGGAUUUCUAAAGCUUUAUGCAGGCAAAGUUGACACAGUGGGUGUAGACAAAUGUCUGGUAACUAGCCAUAAAAAAAUCUGCUUGCAACUGAAUUCAGUUCUGCUAGUAUUUGUAACGGUUUGGGCUUAAUGGCUGCGUGGCUCUGUCCCUCGGAUGAAUGGCAGCUGGAAGGAAGUAGACUUUAAGCCACACAGGACCUUGCUGUCUUCACCUACCUGAAAAAGGGGGGGCUGUGUUUUGAAUAGAGGUGGCUUGUUUGAUAUGGCACUGCCCCCGCCCCAUUCUCAUUCAAGCUCCUGAAAACCCAGGUAUCCUUGGCUGCUUCGCUUUAUCACUGGUGAUAGGACAGAGCCAGUGUGGUGUAGUGGUUAAGAGCGGUAGUCUCGUAAUCUGGGGAACCGGGUUCGCGUCUCCGCUCCUCCACAUGCAGCUGCUGGGUGACCUUGGGCCAGUCACACUUCUCUGAAGUCUCUCAACCCCACUCACCUCACAGAGUGUUUGUUGUGGGGGAGGAAGGGAAAGGAGAAUGUUAGCCGCUUUGAGACUCCUUAAAGGGAGUGAAAGGCGGGAUAUCAAAUCCAAACUCUUCUUCUUCUUCUUCUUUAAGUAGAAGAUGAAACUCACAGAGAAAGUGUUUUAGCAGUUACAGGAGACAACGUUUUUGUCACCAGGACUGUGAAAUGACAGGCACCUCAUCUUUUUAUCCAGUGUGUUUUGAUUCAAGAAAAGUAGUGGUUGGCUGGCUGGCUGGCUGGUUUUUAAUAACAGAAUGGCCAUGUAUGUAUGCAUCUAGUACACUAGACUUCUGAAAUUUAGCUGCCCAACUAGAAUGGCUUCUGCAGGGAAUCUGUGAUGCAGCCCUUUGGAUAAAACGAGAGGAUGCCAGGUUUGCAUUGGAGUCAUUCAUGUUCUUACUCUCCCUGCAAAAACCCAUGUCCUGAAAUUUCAACACAGUUUCCAAAAGGAGAAUGAAUUGUCAUGAAGGAACGAACAGAGUUUUGUACAUAACGUAAGUAAGGUGUGCUAAGGAGAAUGGUGCAAGUGCCAUUUCUGAUUGAGCCAGAGUUUCCAAACUUGCAGCCGGUAUCUGUAACAGCUGCCUGGUCCCCAAGCCAGCAGCAAAAAGCUACAGCUUUUGCCACUCUUCACACAUCUCAAGUUACAUGGUUCCCCGCCCCCCUACAUGCCAAGUCAAUCUCUGGGAUGGAAAUUUAAUAAUCAUGAAGCAACCCUCCGAACCUAUCUAACUUCUCCAUGUCUAUAAUCUUGUGAUAGACGAGUUGAACUCCCUUCAUCGCUGUCCAUUGGCCAUGUUGGUAAGGACUGAUGGGAAUCCAAAACAUCUGGAGGGUACCAGGUUGGCUAUCCUGAUGCAAUCCAUGACAUCUUUGUGGUGUGCCUUACAAUGAAAUUACCCAUCACAAGAGAAAUCUGGGUGAUCAACCCUAGGUCUCCCUCCCAACACUGUAUGGCUGGCGGCAUUUGCCUGGGAGAAUUAGCAGGCUCACUCCACCAUUUAAGAUCAUCCCCCAGCUGUGCUCCAAACUCAGGGGGGAAAUGACCCGGCUAGGGGCAUCUGCUGGGGAGAAUUGGCGGGUGCAGGAGAGCCCUAGUCUGCUGAUUCUCUCAUGCCUGUGGGUUUGGUACCAAACUUUUGCCAAGGUGAUGCUUUUCCAGGAGAGAUGUUUUGGAAGCAGACUGCCUAGAGAAAGAAGGUCACCUCCUUUUAGAAACAGGCAGUAUACACAGUUAAGUGUGGGGAUGUUCAGGGAGGCAGGAGAGGAUGGAUAUAUUGUUUAUUGUUGCGCUAGCAAGUUCCUUUACUUAGCAAAGUUUCACAUCCCCCUUUUAAACACACAGCAGAUAGCUGGUUGCAAGCUUCUGUAAGUUCCCUUAAUAUCCCUCUUAAAAGAAUAAAGACACCACAGUCUUAUUCAUAAGUAAAUAAAAAAAGUUUACAUACAUCAGGCAGAGCACAGUGUGAUCCCUGAAGGCAGACUUAGUUACAAAGUAUAUACAUGUAGAGUUAUCCUAUAUGGGGAUAAUCCCAGUGUCUUCCGUUGGCUGGAAGCCAACAGAGCAUCUCUAGCUAAAAAGCUGCUCCAACGACGGAGGAAGUAAAAGAGAGAGAGAGAGAGUGCUUUGUGCCUUGUCCUUUUUGUUACCUGGACAGGUAAGGUCACACCCACCUCUAGUCACAUGCAAAGGAAGUAUGUCCCAGCCAGGAGGAAACAGGAAGUUUUCAACUGGCUGGACCAAACAUUCCCCUGCAUGUCCACUCUAGGAAAACAAGGAAUGUUGUACUUGACUGCUACUUAUGUAUUGCAUCCCACAUUAAGAGUUUCAUCGUAGACUUUUGCCUGCAAUACUGCACCUUACUCUGCAAAAUGGUAAUAAAUAGCUUGUGUUUAAAUCACGAGCUGGUACAAGAAGACCAAGACCAUCAAACACAGCCAAAUGUUCCUCAUGAUCAAAUUGUUCCGAGGGUGAAUUUGGAGUUUCUGCUCUCACCAGCCUGAUUCUGAGUCUCACUAUUAUGAACAUUGCUGAAGAGGCCUGCACUCCCACUGGCUGGAAGUAGUUCAAGGUUUUUACAUAUGUAUCACCUUAAAUGAUGCAGAACUUCAUUUAAGGUAAAACAUAUAGCUAGGUACUGAUGUACUUCCUGCCUGUGGGUGGACCAAGAGAGUUUUUUAACCUCCAAAUUAUGAGUUGCUUUUCCUUCCUUUCCAUUCUUUUCUUCAGUGUUUUUAUUAGCCAAAUUUAGCUGCAGAAAUAUUACAUUACAAGGUUGUAUACAUAUUGAAUGUCAUAUUUAAAACUGCAUACAUGGGACAAAUUAUUUGUACCAGUUUGAUUCAAAACAGUUUGCGAAUGAAAACGUUUACCAACUUUUGCUC